AGCUCUGUGUGCCGUGGGCAGCGUGUGUCAGGUUUCACUCUGAAGAGAGACACUCAAGAGCGCAGCAGUCACAGAAACCCGUCAAAUGGCACGACUUAACAGCACGGACAGCCCUUACUGAACGCUCUCUAUAUGCACUUCAGUCAGCAGUAUGCCCCUGGUGAAGACUGAGAUUUUCAGAUGAGAAGUGCUUAUGCGUCAGUGAACCUUUAAUUGCUUGAAAGACGACUUUUUAUCACCUUAUUUGAACCACGAGCCUGCUUAGCCCGAUAAAGUUGUGGAUAAAGAUAAACAUAAACUACGGCUCACAUACAUGGAGGAGAUGAAGUCGAGAGUAUCGCUGCCGUCCAGUCAAGGGAGGACUUGCGUUGAGCAUCCUUGCCAAAAGCGCCUUUGGACAAACCGCAAGGACCUUUGCGGUAUAUUCGUGUGCAUCGCCCUGUGUUUGAUCUCGUUUGGAUUUUGCGUUUUGCUUUACCUGAAGACGUCGGAACUCCAGACUAGGGUACUCAGUUUGGAAAAUGAAAGAGAUCCAAGGGUCUCCAGUUGGAUCUCUGUCGAACAGGUGGAGCCCGUCCUCUGGAGUCGACUAGAUAAGAUUUUAGAUGAGAAAUUAGCAGCACGUCUACCGAAGGUCCGGACGGCCCGGGACGCACCCCACAGCUGUCUCUGUCCUCCAGGACCUCCAGGUCCACCUGGACGAGCUGGCUUUCCGGGAGCACCAGGGGAGCCGGGUCUGUCUAUCAUUGGCCCAAGAGGACCUCCUGGACAGCCUGGUACUAGAGGAUUUCCAGGUUUUCCGGGUCCCAUUGGCUUAGACGGGAAACCUGGACAGAAUGGUCCAAAGGGAGAUAUGGGUGCUCGUGGUCCUAAAGGAGUUCCAGGUGAACCUGGUCCAAAAGGAGAGAAGGGUGUGUGUGGUGACUAUACUCACAGGAAACGCCGUAUUGUCAACACCUGUGUUGGAGGACAUGCCACACAGGGCGAGACUGGAGCACAGGGACCACCGGGGCCUCCUGGCCCCCCAGGAAAUCCUGGACCUACAGGCACUAGUGGAUCCCCUGGUAAACCUGGAGAACCCGGCAAACCUGGAAAGGACCCAAGGAUGCUACCAGGGCUGAAGGGUGAGCCUGGUGUAUCUGGACAAAAGGGUGAUCGUGGUGAGGUGGGUCCAAGUGGACCUGAAGGCCCGAAGGGUCAUAAAGGAGAUCAAGGCCUUAAGGGAGAGAAAGGUGAACCCAGUGCUGCAGGAAAUGGCAUCAAAGGAGAACCAGGUGUCUCAGGACUGCCAGGACCAGUUGGACCCAAGGGUGAGAAAGGCGAUAAUGGCAUAAAGGGUGAACCUGGUCUGGAAGGUCCCUCUGGACCAAGGGGUCCACCCGGUCCUACAGGCGAGCCAGGAAAGACUUUGAUCAAUGAGAAUGAUAUUCGUAAUGUGCAUUCAAUGGGACCUCCUGGUCUACCAGGACCUCCAGGGGCUGCUGGCACUCCAGGUUUGAAGGGUGAUAUUGGACUGCCAGGUGCCCCUGGUCAUGAUGGCGAAAAGGGUCCACGGGGAAAGCCAGGAGAAACAGGACCCGUCGGCCCACCUGGACCAGAGGGGCCACGAGGAGAGGGAGGAGUUAUGGGCUUCUCUGGACCAAAAGGAGACAAGGGGGACAUGGGCCCUUCUGGAUCACCCGGUUUAGAUGGCCCUACAGGAGAAAAGGGGGUUUCAGGGCCCCCUGGUCCCAUUGGAUUGCCAGGCCCAAUGGGUCAGAAAGGUGAACUUGGAGAGAAAGGAGACAAAGCAGAGUUGGUCUACGGGCCUGCUGGGCCUCCAGGACCUGCUGGGCCAGUUGGGCCAUUGGGGCCUCCAGGUUUGUUAGGACCAAAGGGAGAGCCAGGAGUUGGUUUGAGAGGAGACAAGGGAUCACAUGGACAAAAGGGAGAUAAAGGAGACAGAGGCCAUCUCGGACUCCCUGGGGCUCAUGGUUUAGACGGCAAGCCUGGUCCAGUGGGUCUGAUAGGACCAGCUGGGGUUUCUGGGCCUGCAGGACCAAAAGGAGAAAUGGGGGAAAAGGGAGAUAUGGGAGUAGCAGGACCAAUAGGGCCUCAAGGCAUCCCUGGUUUAGUAGGACCAGCGGGAUUAAAAGGAAACCGGGGGGAGAGGGGCAAGAAGGGCAACAGGGGGGCCAAAGGGGAUAAGGGAGACCAGGGAGCCCCAGGAUUAGAUGCCCCGUGUCCGUUGGGCGAUGAUGGUCUGCCAGUACCAGGGUGUUGGAAUAAAGGUCAGAAUCCGUUCCAGCUUGCCAAGAAGUAACACUGCCAUGAGAUCCAUGUGGUUCUGACGAUUUCCUUCACAAAGCGACACAGAAACUUGAGGAGUUUUGGAAUAUCUUUGUGUUCGGGCCGCUCUGUGGUGGGUGUCUGUGGGAUGUUUUUUCUGCACAACCGACCUGUAGUAUGAAAGGCUUCACGGGGCGGCAGGCAUUAGCGGACUAGACUUUCAAGAAAUUUCAUCUUCAAUUCAAUUUUUCUGUUCAGACAGAAAAGCAAAGAUGCGGAAGUAGCAUUUUUCUUCAAGUUUUACACACUUCUUUCUCUUUUAUGUUAUUCACUAUGUGAAAGAAAACAUUUUAGCACAUUUUGUUCUUUUGUUAGUUCAAAUUGCAAUUAUUAUUAAUGUCUGUGAUCAGAGGAUUCAGUGCAGCUCAUUGAACAUGCCGCGAUGUGUGUUUCCAAACAAACCAAAGAGAUGAUUCCUGAUUCAAACUUUCACUGCCGUCUGUCGAGAGUUGCAUGUAGAAUGCAAUCUCACACAUUUCUGCUCAUAUUUGAUAUUUAUUAAGUAUGUAAACGAUGGUAAUGCUUCUACUGUGAGCUCAGUGCAGUGCUUUUGUGCAAGCAUAGAUAUAUCAGAAUUAUGUUUAUGCAACAUAAUGGUUCUUUGUCACAUACAUGUAUAUCAAUAUACGAAGUGAUUUAGCCAAAUAUGAAUGUAUAUAAAUAAAAAAAGCAAGUAUAACAACAACUAAACAGUAAAUAUUAAAGACCAUCUGUAUCUAAUUUAAAUUGCUCAAUGCAAUUUAAUAUAGACGGUUUCAGGGGCAACUUCUGGUAGACCUCCACAAAGAAUCAAUAAGAGUAGUUUUUAAAUAAUUUAUUACCAUUAAUAUGCAAUCAAAUAUGAAUAUGAUUAAUAUUCAUAUUCAUAUUAAUUCAAUAGAAAACAAAUUGUUAUAUUAUAACCACACAGAAAUUAACUAAAGCCCAGCGUGUCCGUUGAAACUGUAUGGAAUAAUCUUAAUAAUAAAAAUUAAAAAAACAUUUGCAAGAUGGGCAUUGAGGUUACAACAUAGUGUAACAUGUUAGUGCUGUAAAUAGCUUUAAGAUGCAAAUAUUAAUGUAUGUUUUUAGCAAACCCAUUGAAGCACAGAACUGAUCACAAACCUUGGGAGUGUAUGUAGGAUCGCCAAGAAAUACAUUUAAACUGGAAAAUACAUUUGUACUUUUUAUUUAUUGUUGGUUUAGCACUCGUGUAACAAUCACAAAAGUAUUUGUUUAUAGUAACUUGUUUGGGUGAUUAUCAUAAAACAAAACCUUUUUUGUUGUAAAAAUAUAUUCCACUUCAUGUAAGGCAAGGGCUGAGCAGAUUCUUGUUUGUAUGCUCUUUUCAGCAUCUUUGGACAAUUUAUGUUUUUUUUGGCUGUCCAAUAUGAAAGUUAUCCCAUCGACAUUACACAGAACUGCUAUGGUGUGUCAUUAUUAUUCAGUAUUCAGUAUUAUUAUGAUAAUACCAGGAUUUAAGAAAACAAUUUAUUUUAAUUAUGAAAUAUUUCAUUUAAUACCAGCAGCUAUGUUCUUUAGUUUUCCUUUUCAAAAACCUUUUCAUUUGUUACCUAAUGCAAGCAUUCCUUAUGUUUUUGACAUCUGUUUUAAGACUUGUGUAUAUUAUUAACCCAAUUGAAAUGUAAAGUUUUUUUCAAAUCUGCAAAUCUAAAUAUGUUAAAGCAAUAUUUGUUCCUAUUUAUCUGGUUCAAGUCUAAAAAACAUUUGUAUGUUCUCAUUAAUGAUGGACAGUUGUUUUGAUUUGAUGUUAAGGGCUUAAUCACAAGUAAUAUUUAACUUUAACUGACAUAUUGCAACGAAAAAAAAGUUGAAAUAUGUCUUUGAAACCUCGACUAUAAAAACAACAAGAAACUGUAAAAAAUGCAUUUAAACUGUAUUUCUCUUCUUAACUGUAGAGAAACUGUAUAUUUAUCUUUCUUUUGGUAAUAUAAUUAAUCAGUUUUAGUGCAAAUGUGACCCAAUUUACGAAAACCAGGCUAAAGUCUCAAAAUCUAUAAUGAGAUAAUGAGCAUCAAAGUUUGAUUUCAACAAUUAAUUUCACUAUAAUUUUCAUAUUUGACAUGACUUUACUCUGUCAGUAUUUAAAAUAUCAAGGUUAUAUUUUAAUAUAAAGUUCUUACAUUAUGUAAAAUGAUUUCAUGUAAAAAAUGGUAAAUCACAAAAAAAUACUUAAGCUUGGUUUUUACAGACUGGGUCACACAUUUUUUCAUUUUGGAACCACUGUUACAAAGGAGCAGAGUGCUCAAGAGAUGUAUUCAGAGCACUCUGUAUUAUAAUAGCAUUAGGUGGUUUGUUUCAAACUUGGGGCAUGUUAUGAUGUGAUUUUCCUUUACUUGUAUGCACGUUUUUCUGUGUCAUUUUGCGACAGUUUGUGACAUUUUUCAUGCCUUGAACAAUAAUAUGACAUUUGUACUGUACAUCAUUUUCUACACAGAACAAUUCCCUUUUGAGAAAAUAUGUCUUGGUUUUGUUUUUUGUUCCUCUGUACAGUGUACUCUUCAAGAAGUAUGUGACGCCCUCAUGCAAAUAUCCUGAAUCAAAUCAGUGACGUUUUUUAAAUCCUAGGAAUUACAGUUUUUUUCAACAUUUUGCAAAUGCAAUUCAGGUGUUUUAACUUUUAUGAAGAGUGCACUUUUAAAACAGCUAUUUGAAACCAGCUGUUAACACACCACAUUAGCCAGUUAUAAUUUUUGAUGCCAGUUCAUGUUGGAUCAUUCUGAUCUGUCCAUCACUCACUGCCUGUAUGAGCGCUCCUGACCUAUACUGCUCAGUGCUCACUUUAUAACAUAUUUACUUCUAGGUUAGAUACAGCAGUUGUCUUCUACCAGAACACAUUUCUAUCUUUACUAUGUUGUUGUACUACGACAGUACAUGUAAUAAAUGGGUAAGAGGGCAUUUAUUUUUGUGCUUUUACAAGUGCAAAGAAAAUUUCAAUCACGCGCAUGGUUGAGGUACAGACCCCUUUGCAAGAUGUAAACUGAUCCAGCAUCACUUCCAUUUUCAUUUUUUAUAUUUUUAAAUCUCAUAUUUAAUUAAAGGUAAUCUUAAAUGUAUUUGUUAGACAUUUUGAUUUGGUUUUAAAUAUUUUGUUGGUUGAUUCAAACGUUUGUGGUAAACUGGAAGUUUUUUUUGGAUCAGAGUUGUUUACAUUUUCCGAAGUGGUCUACACGCGCCUACAUUUUAGGUAACAGUCUGACUAACACGUUACAGUCUUUUAACCACGUUUUUUUUAUGUAUUCUUUUAAUCCAGCGUUGAAUUAAGAUGUAAAAGUUUAUUAUUGAUGAUUGUGUAUAUGCUUCUGGAGACAACAACAUUAACUAUUGUUUUUUUCAUACUGACACUGUCUGUAACUUUUAUUCCCAACCUUUUGAUUAUUUUGCAUAAAAGACAUCAGAAUUGUGUCUGUGAAAUAAAGAAAUAACUGAAAUG
Triplophysa dalaica is the source of this 5761-nucleotide messenger RNA. RefSeq names its product collagen, type XIII, alpha 1 (gene col13a1). Bases 314 to 2302 code for a protein of 662 amino acids. The record is from RefSeq and is a predicted model, not a curated record. NCBI's taxonomy places the organism in Eukaryota, Metazoa, Chordata, Actinopteri, Cypriniformes, Nemacheilidae. The transcript has 38 exons.